CAGCGUGGGUGCUUCUCUCCACCCGGAAGCAAUAGACCAUUCAUUCUGGUUCUUGAAGAUGGAGGAAACUUCACUGGAAACUGAUAUCGAUGACUGGUUUAUCGAGUCAUUAAAAAUAUACAGUGAUCUUCACGUGUUCGAACUUCAGGAACCAACCCAAGUUAUCGAGUGGACUGCAGAAAAAAGUAUUUGUGUGGCUGGUUUUUCAACUACAAAAAUAAAUGAAAUUCUAGAGCUUCAUUUACCACAAAAGCUCUUUGCAAAGGGUAACCAGGGUCUUUGUGCUGAAAGAGAUUUUAAAGUUGGUCAUGGUGGUUUCUCUGAGGACCCUGUUAACUGCCUGAAACAUAUUGCCAGAACCAGUUGUGUUGUCACCAGUGGUGCCCCUGACUCCAAACUACAGGUAUGGCAGAUUGGAGAAGAUGACAGCGAUAUGAUCAAGAAGACAGGCUGUAUAGAGCCUAAGAACAGCUCAAAGAAACAUUGUAAAAUUGCAUCUGGCACUACAGGAGUUGCAUGCAUUUUGCAUGGCUCUGAAUUCAGAGAUAUCCAGAUUACUGAGCUGGCCUCAGGAACAGUGCUAUAUGCAACAGAGUCGGACUCAUCGGAUCCAGUGAGCGGCCUGCAGUUUGUAGACGCCGACACGUUUCUGGUCUGCGGUGAAAGCGGCGACCUGUGUUUAUAUGACACGCGGGCACCUUCAGCCCUUCAGAGGGCCUGCUGUGGCGAUCAGGGGGGGUCCUCCUGGACCAUGGGGCAGAGGAAAAGCCCCUCCCUGUCAGACGGAGUUUCCUGCAGGGUGGCUCAGCUUUCCUCCACCGGACAGGUCGUUGUGUCGGACCUGAGGGACCUGAGAGGGCCACUGUGUCGAGCCCAACUUAACGUCCAGCAGAAAACUCCCAGCUCCGAUUUCAUGACUGUGACAUGGGCCCCCAGUUUGAAUGGCCAUCUUGCAGUUUCAGGCUUUGAUGGAACAGUACAGGUUUACGACAUCGCAGAUUGGGGACCAGAAUUAAAGGAGACCCAGCCAGUGUUUGUGCACAGAGGUCAUGUGAUGUCAUCUGGGUUUGAAGCGGACGAUGCUUUGAUCACGACUCACAUUUGGCAUCCAUGGAAACCACGGACCGUUCUUUCAUCCGCGACCGACGGGUCCUUACACGUCUGGGACUGGGUGGACAAUCGAGCCGGCAGCACUUAAGUCUCCAAGACAUUCGAGAACAGAGUGUUCUCCAGACCAGCGGUGCAGAAAUCCUACACCUGAAUUAGCUAAAUUAGCGCAGUUCUUCAGCCAGAGGGUAAAACUAAUAGGUGAAAUCAGCUGGCUGGGUUUAUGGGUAGAAGAAACUCAUGCCAUGGCCCAUGGACUUUACACCUUGACCCCAAAUAUGCAAGGAGCCAGCUGACUGAGCACAGUAGAAGGCUAGGUGGUAGUAUGUAUGAUGUUUGCACUGUGCAGACGCAGCAGUAAGAGGAAGAAUUGUCAUUCAGGGGUUUUGGCUUCACAAACUGUUGACUGCAUAGUCUGGAAAUCCCCCCCAUCUGGAUGAAGUUUGUGUCCAACAAAUUACUGUUGUUUCAUUUCCCCUUUAAUGCUGACUUCCUUUGUCAAUCUCAUGUUUAUCUGACAUCUAUAUGAGCACUCACUUGUGUUUUUUAUUUUGGUAAUGAUAAAUAAUGCAUUCAAGUGUGAAGAAAAGGGUGUUGCUUUGAUGGCAGACACAAGUUUUGUAAAAACCUGUAAACGGUAAUCAUCCCAUUUUACCAAAAUUAUUAGUACACUAGCAAUCUAUUCAGCUAUAAAAUAAUUGGCGAGUAGCACUAUUGGCUAAUACAAUCUGUUCUCCUUUUAACAGAUGUUUUUUAUAUGGCUAUGAUCCGUUGUGUUAAACUUCAAGAAAUAAAAUGGUUUCUUAAUGUGUCCAAUACAGUAGACCCGUUAAAGUAAAUUAAAUUAAAUUGACUUGCCCACAUAUAUUCAUGCAGCAGUCAGUGCAGUGCAACUGCAGUUGAAGAAGUUCUCGUUAUCUUGCAUAACGUGAAGUGGGGAGGAACAAUGAGAUUUGAGUUUUGAUUGAUCUAUUUUAUCAAAAUACCAAGUAGGCUUCUGAGAAUCCAACUGAAAUGCACAUUGGAAUUACAGGAGCGACACACCUGGAAAUAUACAGCCAAUAUACAGCAACAUUUUUGUCUGUUACAACAACCUGAGGAUUAAAGUAGUCAUGGUGGUUGGCUGAUGCUUGGGAAACUCCCUGUGGGAAACACGACUUGGUUACACUUAAAGGAAAGCAUUUGCAUGCUAGAGCUGGUCUGGAUGCUGGAAUGAACAUGUGAUGAUGUUGACAGUAUGUUUGACACACCAUUUGGUCUUGAGUUUGAUUUAUUAAAUGCUCUCAAUAAAGUUAUUUUUUCAUUUUUAA
Molecule: messenger RNA, 2417 nt
Organism: Conger conger (European conger)
Lineage: Eukaryota; Metazoa; Chordata; Actinopteri; Anguilliformes; Congridae
Gene: wdr73
Product: WD repeat domain 73
Exons: 8
Coding region: 59-1198 (379 amino acids)
Biological process (GO): cytoplasmic microtubule organization
Cellular component (GO): spindle pole; cytosol
Molecular function (GO): protein binding
Source: RefSeq, a predicted model, not a curated record